Colletotrichum truncatum is the source of this 639-nucleotide messenger RNA. The record is from RefSeq and is a predicted model, not a curated record. NCBI's taxonomy places the organism in Eukaryota, Fungi, Ascomycota, Sordariomycetes, Glomerellales, Glomerellaceae.
CCCUUCUUUGUCGGCGUCCAAGACCUCAUCGACCGCAACUCCUUCAAAGACGACAACGUUCCUCGCCGGGGCGCCAACAUCACGACACGCUUCUUCCUCAGCCACGUCUACACCGUAAGCACCCAGCUUUGCGACGCCGCCCCAGACGGGCUAUCCCUGUCUCUAGCAGAGCUCCCGGAGGACAUCGCGCUCCUUUGCCACGGGCUCUACGAUGCAGUGGCCAAUCUUUUCUCUCUCUGGGCAGCGGCUUCGGCGACGCUGGCCAUCUCGUGGCUGUCGAGCUUCGAACUCACAAUCUGUUACCUCCGUGAGGCGAUUCGGACGUCACCACCACCACUCGACAUUGAUGCCGAUGCUUUCCCCAAUGAAGACCAUGUGGCAGAGUUUUCCGACACUCUGCUAGCCGCCAUGUCCAGAGGGAAUUCUCUGCUGCGGAUCCUUAGCGAAGGUGAUAUCUUUGUUCGGUCUCGCCGACACCAAAAGGCGACGGGAAUGGGAGACUAUGCUCGUCCCUGGCUCGCCAGCUGGUCACCACCACCACCACCAUCAAGCAGCAGAUCCUCUGUCGAAAAAGCCACCGCCAGCAUCGCCCCGGCGUGUGACGAAGCGGCCCCAUUGUGCGCACUGCGAUUUCAGUGA